Molecule: messenger RNA, 3150 nt
Organism: Microthlaspi erraticum
Lineage: Eukaryota; Viridiplantae; Streptophyta; Magnoliopsida; Brassicales; Brassicaceae
Source: the annotation of a GenBank genome assembly
AUGAAGACUAUCAAGCCAUUGCCUGAAGGUGUUCGUCACUCCAUGCGCUCCGGAAUUAUCAUGUUCGACAUGGCGAGGGUCGUCGAGGAACUCGUCUUCAACAGUCUCGACGCUGGUGCCACCAAGGUCUCUAUCUUUCUGGGUGUCGUUACGUGCUCUUUGAAGGUUGUGGAUGAUGGAUCAGGCGUUUCCAGAGAUGAUUUGGUUUUAUUGGGAGAAAGAUAUGCUACGUCCAAGUUUCACGACUUCUCAGAUGAGGAGAGAGCAAGUGAAAGUUUUGGAUUCCGAGGAGAGGCCUUAGCUUCGAUAUCAGAUAUCUCUUUACUGGAAAUCACGACGAAGGCUACUGGGAGGCCUAAUGGUUAUCGGAAGGUUAUGAAGGGAUCCAAGUGUUUACAUCUAGGAAUUGAUGAUGGUAGAAGAGACUCUGGCACGACUGUUACUGUCCGGGAUCUAUUUUACAAUCAACCAGUGAGACAAAAAUAUCUGAAAUCCAGCCCCAAGAAAGUUUUGGACUCUGUAACGAAGUGUGUUUUCCGGAUUGCUCUUGUGCAUUCUAAUGUGUCGUUCAGUGUUCUUGAUGUUGAAAGUGAUGCAAAGCUUAUCCAAAUCAAUCCUUCUUCUUCAGCAUUCUCACUACUGAUGAGAGAUGCAGGGACAGAGGCUUCGAAUUCGCUUUCCAGAGUAAACGUUACAGAUGGCGUGCUGAACGUCUCUGGGUAUAUCUCUGGUCCUGGAGAUAGUUUCAAGGCCUUGCAGUAUAUAUGUAUCCUUAUAUCUGCAUCUUCUUAUGUGCACCUACUAUCUUCUGCGGUUCAAGUUAGUUUUGAGUGCAAAAAAGAUGACUGGAGGCCUACAGAUGGGCUAAAAGCAGGAAUACGUAAUAGACUUCAGUCCAACCCUGGCUACAUUUUGUGCAUAACAUGUCCACGCCAUCUCUAUGACUUCUCGUUUGAGCCAUCAAAGACAAACGUUGAGUUCAAGAAUUGGGAACCUGUACUUGGCUUCAUAGAACGAAUCGUCCUAGCCAACUGGAAGAAAGAUACAAGUCUUGAACUUUUUGAUGGAGGAGCUGAUCUACUGGCAAAAGGUGAUAGACACGACGUGCUUGAUGACAUGAUUAGACUUCAAAAAGACUGGCCAGAAGCUAUGGAACCCACAAGAAAGAAACUCAAGAGAAGUGAUGAUCAGGCACCUUGUAGUGAUAUAAAAAAAGAUGGUGAUUAUUUCUCUCAAGGAAAGGAUGAAGGGUCUGAAUCAGUCAUGCCAAUGAUACUUAAUGACAAACAAAGUAGCUCGCUGAUUCGUGUCCUAGAGACUAGAGAGACCAGAGAAGGUGGUUCUUACUGUGAUGUUUUUUCUGAUACUCUUGGAGUUCAUGGAAUGGCCACGACUCCUAAUUGUUCCCUAGAGAGUUCAUGGCAGGAUACUGACUGGUUUACUCCACACCGUUCUUCAGACAGGGGAAGUGUUGGAAUUGGAGAAGAUUUUAACAUCAGCCCUAUAGAUACUGCGGAAUUUUGUUCUUAUGGAAACAAUUUUUUCAGGACAAAGUGCUUUUCCUCUGUCAAUGUGGGCAACUCUGAUGCUGAUAGUCUUUUCUUGAGUUCUGAGUGGUCUCCAAUGUUCUCCAUGCCUCCUUCUGCGACCAAUUGGGAGUCUAAUAAGCAGACAGGGAGUUUGAGAUUGGAAAGGAUGCCUGACCCGGAUCAUUUCAGUGCAGCUAGUAACAUCAAAUUUGAUCACGAGGUCACACCUCAAAUGCAUUGCCGAGAAAUCUGCACAGAUUCUUUCACAGAUAUUCAGAACUGCUCUCAGCCAGAUGGAAUAAAGUGCAAGUCAUCGUGGGGACAUGCAGAUAAUGUGGCUAUUGAAGAAGAUAGUGUCAGGAAGGACAAGUUCAGUUAUAGGGAUGGCACACAGAAAAACUUUGGUAAACAAAUGUCAAGAAGAAGCCACUCUGCUCCUCCAUUUCAUCGAGAGAAAAAGAGAUUUGUCAGCUUAAGCUGUAGAUCAGACACAAAAUUAAAGAAAUCCGAUCCAUCAGAAUUUGAUGAUUUGGAGUGUUUGACACAACCUUGUGAUGCAUCUCAUAUGCAUACUAAGGGCAAAAUCCUUGAUGAUGUGUCGUAUGACCACAUAAAAGAGACAGAAAAAAGAUUGACUUCUGGCUCGGACUUAAAAGCAUCUGCUGGAAACAGGACUGUGAACAUGGAGACCCAAGGUGAAGGUGGAGACGAAGACUUCAGCUCAGAGGAAAGUCUGGAUCCAAUUAAAUCUACAACGAAAUGGCGCCAUAAUUGUUCUGUCUCUCAGGUUGCGAAGGAUUCACACGAGCUUCAUGAUCAAGAUUGUGUGCUUGAUAUAUGUUCAGGACUUUUGCACAUACGAUCUGAUGAAUCCUUGGUUCCUGGAUCUAUAAAUAGACACUCCCUUGAACAUGCCAAGGUUCUACAACAGGUUGACAAAAAAUACAUCCCAAUUGUUGCUUGUGGAACAGUUGCCAUCGUUGAUCAGCAUGCUGCUGAUGAAAGAAUUCGUUUGGAAGAGCUGCAUAAAAAGGUCCUGGCUGGGGAAGCAAGGACAAUCACCUACUUGAGUGCAGACCAAGAGUUGGUACUGCCAGAGAUGGGUUAUCAAUUACUCCAGAGUUAUUCAGAGCAGAUAAAAAACUGGGGUUGGCUCUGCAACAUAAAUGUAGAAGGGUCAACGUCCUUUAAGAAAAACAUGAGCAUCAUCCAAAGGAAACCAACUCCUGUCACACUUAAUGCGGUCCCAUGCAUUCUGGGUGUAAAUCUCUCAGAUGUUGAUCUAUUGGAGUUUCUUCAGCAGCUUGCUGAUACUGACGGAUCAUCAACAAUUCCUCCAUCCGUUCUCCGAGUCCUAAAUUCCAAAGCAUGUAGAGGUGCAAUUAUGUUCGGAGAUUCUCUGUUACCCUCGGAAUGCUCUUUGAUCAUCGACGGGCUGAAGCAGACCUCACUUUGUUUCCAGUGUGCUCAUGGGAGACCAACGACAGUACCUCUGGUCAAUCUGAAGGCACUGCACAAACAGAUAGCAAAGCUCGGUUCCAGACAAGUGUGGCAUGGGUUCCAACGCAGAGAAAUCACGCUUGUUCGAGCCAAGUCACGCUUAGAUGAGGCUAAAAGCUAA